AUGAGUGCGGAAUCUUUAACCAAUGAACAAAGAGCACAAAUUUUCACUAAAGUUCUUGGCAGAACAAUCACCUAUGAGCAACAAUCGAUCAACGAUUUCUACAAUGAAAGUAUCAAAUUUGGUUUACCGCAUGCUCUCGUAUAUCAUUUCCUAUCGACUGUUUCGGAUAUUCAACCUAAAAGCGUUACUCCACAGUUAUCUAUAAUACUCGGUCGACCAUUGCAUACACUUGAAGAGUGGAUAAAAGAAAAUGCUGCAGCAUUUCAAUAA
Messenger RNA from Adineta ricciae, 270 nucleotides. The record is from the annotation of a GenBank genome assembly. Lineage: Eukaryota; Metazoa; Rotifera; Eurotatoria; Adinetida; Adinetidae.